AUAUAGUACAUCAUUUUCGGUUUCAUCUUGUCAGCGUGAGUUACAUUGCUAUAAAUUCUGUAAUAUAACUGAAUCACCUCAUUCUUUUUCAAAAGUUAUCACAUGCCCUCUGUUGACUAUUCCUUCUAAUGGUGCUGUGACAUACAAUUCUACUACUGAUGAAAACGGCAACUACGAUUUUUAUGUGAUGGCUACCUACAAUUGUGACACUGGGUUUUUUUUGGUCGGUAAUAACUCAACAACUUGCACUGGAGAUGGCAGUAGCAUUAUUGGUACUUUUGAUGGCCUAGUUCCAAGAUGUAAAGCUAUAACGUGCCCUCCACUUUCCAAUCCAACCAACGGCUCUCUGUCUUAUUCGAAUGUGCCUGGUCAAAAAAGCAGCUAUGCUUUCAAUGUAACAGCUACUUACAGCUGCAACUCUGGGUUUACUCUGGUUGGUAACAAGACAAGGAAUUGCUCUGGAGAUGGCAGUAGUACUACUGGUUCAUUUAAUGCCUCUGCUCCAACUUGCAAAGCAAUAACAUGUUCUCCUAUUACCGACCCAAUUAAUGGGACUAUAAUCUAUUCUGCUGCCGCUGAUGGUUUGGGUAAUUAUGUCUUCAAUGUGACGGCUUACCAUAUAUGUGACACUGGGUUUACUCUGGUUGGUAACAACCCAAGGACUUGCAGUGGAGAUGGCAGUAUUAUUGUUAGUGCUUUUGAUGGAGAGCCUAUAAUCUGUGAAGGUGCAUUUUCAAUUGCCUCUUCUGCAUCACUUAUCCGAGAUGUUGUCAUACCUGUUGUGAGUGUGGUGGCUGUACUAGCUCUAGUUGUACUGGGUGGAGCUGUCUAUGGAUACAUUCAAGUGUUUGCUCAUCUGUGGAAGUUAAAAGAUCCACAAACUGGAACUGCCAAACUGUGGAACGCUUGGAACCACGGAAAAGAAGAACUAUGGAACAGUAGAAGUAUGGAACAGUAGGAACCAUGGAAUGCUGAGAACCAUGGAACCAUAACAAACAGUAGGAACUAUUAAGGUGUUUCA
Molecule: messenger RNA, 1021 nt
Organism: Halichondria panicea
Lineage: Eukaryota; Metazoa; Porifera; Demospongiae; Suberitida; Halichondriidae
Product: E-selectin-like
Exons: 4
Coding region: 188-958 (256 amino acids)
Source: RefSeq, a predicted model, not a curated record